GUGUGUGUGUGUGUGUGUCUGUGUGUGUUUCCUCUCCUCAGGUGCUGCGUAGUCACGUGAAUGGUGCGCGUGGGCGGAGGCUGGGACACGUUGGAACACUACCUGGACAAGCACGACCCCUGCCGCUGCGUCGCCUUCGCCCAUCGCUACCACCAGUCCAAGGCGAGCAGUCAGGGUGGCCACAGCAAGUCUUCCAGCGCCCCACUCCUCCCGCUCCACCAGUCCUGGACCACACUGGCAGCAACGAGGGCAUCGGCCCCUACAAGCCCCCCGAGCGGCGCUCCCUGGAGCCCCCCUGCGGGCCCUGCCCCCCCUCCUCCUCCCACGCGGCCCGGGCGCUCACACCACCCCUCCGCCCCCCUCGACAGAGCCGGACGGAGGCCGCGCCCACAACCUGCUCCCCCGGCCGCCGCGAGAGACCGGUCCGAACCACGCCACUUCAACCCUCUCAGGACUAAGGACUCCCUGCUCCCGGUGACCCGGCGUCUCUCUGGCGACAGUGACUCCUCCACUGCCUCCUCCAAGGGGGGAGGAGGGGGGAGGAUCUCCCUGGGGGGUGGCCGGCGUGGAGGCGAGGAGGUGGUGCUGAUGGUGAACAGGAAGGAGGGGAGACACGUGAUUGAGCGGUCCGGGGGCAGAUCCCAGCCCUGCGCCCCCCUCUGCCCCGCGCACGCAGCCACUCCCGGGAACGCCCCUCCGCCGCCGCCCCCACACUCAAACCCAGCCCCCCUCAGGGCCCCUCCGAGGGGCUCCGGAACCCCGCAUGGACCGUGGCCGCUCCCUGGGGCCUGAGG
Molecule: messenger RNA, 794 nt
Organism: Osmerus eperlanus (European smelt)
Lineage: Eukaryota; Metazoa; Chordata; Actinopteri; Osmeriformes; Osmeridae
Product: GAS2-like protein 1
Exons: 3
Coding region: 61-792 (243 amino acids)
Biological process (GO): microtubule bundle formation; protein localization to microtubule plus-end; regulation of microtubule polymerization or depolymerization
Cellular component (GO): actin filament; stress fiber; microtubule plus-end
Molecular function (GO): microtubule binding; actin filament binding; cytoskeletal adaptor activity
Source: RefSeq, a predicted model, not a curated record